Messenger RNA from Chrysemys picta bellii (western painted turtle), 447 nucleotides. The record is from RefSeq and is a predicted model, not a curated record. Lineage: Eukaryota; Metazoa; Chordata; Testudines; Emydidae.
UGAGAUAUCUGUCCAGCUGGGAGCCCAUAACAUUAGAGAACGGGAACAGAGCCAACAGAAACUCUCCGUGCGCCACCGGAUCCCCCAUCCGCAGUACAACGAGACAACCUUCAACAAUGACAUCAUGCUGCUGCAGCUGGCAGAGAGAGCGAAGCUGAACAGAUGGGUGGAUACCAUCGCCCUGCCCAGUGCCAGCGAGAGAGUAAAGCCAGGGACCAUGUGCAGUGUCGCCGGCUGGGGAGGCACUAGCACAGAGAGUGAAUCAACCCCGGACACGCUCCAGGAGGUGGACGUGGUGGUGAUGCCGGAUGCUGCAUGUUCGAGGAACCCUAAUGGGCCAUACAGUGACUAUAAAUCAUGCACCAUGAUGUGUGUGGGGGAUCCAAAGACGGGGAAAGACUCUUGGAAGGUGAUUCUCCUCCUGGCUUCAAGCAUCUUUGAUAAAUC